This is a messenger RNA of Gopherus evgoodei (Goodes thornscrub tortoise), 1267 nucleotides long. RefSeq names its product epithelial mitogen (gene EPGN). The transcript has 5 exons. Bases 1 to 450 code for a protein of 149 amino acids. Lineage: Eukaryota; Metazoa; Chordata; Testudines; Testudinidae. The record is from RefSeq and is a predicted model, not a curated record. Gene Ontology annotation, biological process: positive regulation of mitotic nuclear division; epidermal growth factor receptor signaling pathway; positive regulation of cell population proliferation.
AUGGCACUUGGAAUGCUAAUAUAUAUUUUGCUAAGAGCAAUGGUAGCGCUGGGUGAAGAGGCAGCUAUUACUGUUUCGUCACUAACCACAGACCGAAGGAAUAGCUGGGCAAAAAACAACACAGAAGACUACCCAGAGGAACCUAUUGCUCUGAAGUUUAUGCAAUCCUGUCUUGAAGAACACGACAGUUAUUGUAUUAAUGGCCUCUGUGCUUUUCAUAGUGAACUCAAGAAACCCAUAUGCAGGUGCCUGACAGGUUACAAUGGCGAAAGAUGUGAACACUUGACAUUGAAUUCGUAUGCGCUUAAUUCUUACGAGCACUAUAUUGCAGUGGGAAUUGGCACUGGAAUGUUACUGAGUGGGAUCAUCGCUCUAAUCUAUUGCUAUGUAAGAAAGAGGCAAGGGCAUUCUGUAUGGAGGAAGACGACGAUGUGUCUCUCAACACUCUGAGGCAAAGAAUGGAGUUCACACGCUGCCAAAGGCAAGUAGUCAGUCUAGCCCAUCUCUGGUUUCCCAAUGGCCUAUAGUAUGGGCCUGGGCUGACGUGAAUACGGCGGAUCUCUCAAGUGGGUUAAAUGCAAUAUGCUUCUAUUGCCACAGUGGAUAAAGGCGGCCAAGGCUUUGCACUGGGAAAUGGGAGACUGAAAAAAGAUAUCAUUAAAAUGAAGAAGAAUAAAGAUCAGAUGAUUUUGGAAAAAUAACAUUGAGAAUGAGAGCAGUCCCUGAGAUCUUAGAGGACAAAGGGCUAAUGACAUUUUGAGAAGAGUAAGGCUCACAUGGACAAUGAAAGUGUUCAUCUGGACAGCCUUGAUCUUCCAGUACAUCAUGUAGUAGCUCCCCACACUCCCAGACUUGUCAGUCAGGCAUCUUCCUGCCCAGUGAUAUGCACUGCUGGACAAGAGGAACAAGACUGUACUUGCUAUUUCGUUAUAAGGACUCGUUAAUACAGUUCUACCCAGCUGGCUUCACGCUCAUGGAACUUGUAGUAUAUCACCAUUUAAACAAGAAAUGGGUAAAGGAAAUAUGCCUAGCUCCAACCUGCCAGAUUAAUAUUAUGUGCUUUCUUUUUCAUCUUCUCACCCACAAGAUGUCUUCAGAUGGGGAGAUUUGUUCUUGAGAUAGGGAAAUAAAAUAGAUUCAGAGGACAGUGGCUCCUGAAAAACUUUGCAGCUUCUAACUGAGAGUUUUGGAAUACUGAUGCUGAUCAUUUUCAACAUUGCUCAGAAGAGUUUUUGUUUCAGGUGCUGCACAUUGUGGAUCCAGAUUU